Molecule: messenger RNA, 915 nt
Organism: Dissoconium aciculare CBS 342.82
Lineage: Eukaryota; Fungi; Ascomycota; Dothideomycetes; Mycosphaerellales; Dissoconiaceae
Exons: 1
Coding region: 223-771 (182 amino acids)
Source: RefSeq, a predicted model, not a curated record
CGCAGCCUCAAUGCGACGCCGUCGGAGAAUGGAGGAGACCCACAACUACAGCAUCCCGAGAAGCGCUGAGCAGUCCGAGGCUUAUUCCUGCUUGUGUUCAGCUUCGCUGUGCUUGGUCUUCUCGGCCUUUGACAUGAGAGAGUUGGUGGCAAUGGCGGCGGUGGUGGUAUCGUCCCAAGCAUGUAUACAGUACCACGCCGUCGCUUUAUCUAAAUCGAGUCUAUGUGGGUGCUGUCACCACACACACACGUCUUCCUUUCGAAAACCCCAUCCGAGCGUCGUCCACGCGCGAUCCUACUACCGUCGUGUCGCCGUAGGUACCCAAAGCCAUUCAUAGAUUGUAGAUACAUCGAGGUGUAUAUCCCUGGAUUUUUGACAGCGAGGUUGUUGUCCCUGUCUUUACCGCCUCGGAACGCGCCCAAGGUCUCUCCACCGUACCAUACCAUGACCGCUGCACACGCUGUUGUGGAGUCUCUUCAUGCACCCCAAGCGUACCGCUCUCUCUCCACGAUCGUGCUCCUCCUUCGGCGUAUGUGUAUAUGGAUGUACACUGUAGUUCGUUUCCCUGGUCCUGGAUUCCCCACCCUUGCAGAUCCUUUUCUUUGGUCUUUCGCAAGUCCUCUAUCGGGAACAGUAGUGUACCAUACCGUCCGUGAUUUGUCCACUGUGAAUGUAACUACUCAGGGUGUUGUGGUUGUGGGAUUGCAGAUCUGUCCCUCGAUUCAGGUCCGUAUCUUUCCUCCUCGCAGGACGAUCGGUGUCGAAGAGUAGGAAAACCAAUACUUUUGGCAACCUAUCCGUAGCGGAGUCGAGAAAGACAAGAGAGAUGCAGAGAGAGAAAGUUCCACGAAUGUCCAUCUCGCCGAGGGGUGAUCUUCGUUCCCUUCGCACGAUGGACGACGCCGCUGCUGAUCG